Molecule: messenger RNA, 2652 nt
Organism: Funneliformis caledonium
Lineage: Eukaryota; Fungi; Glomeromycota; Glomeromycetes; Glomerales; Glomeraceae
Source: the annotation of a GenBank genome assembly
AUGGAAUGGGUACCAACACCAGAGGGACUUUCACAGCUUUUGCAGCUGCUUAAAGAUUCAGUGUCCCCUAAUAAUGAAAUUCAUAACAUGAUUCAGCAGAAGCUGGAUUCAUUCAAUAAAAUACCUGAUUAUCCCAAUUACCUCGUAUACAUUCUCACGCAAAUGCCACAGGAAGAGGCAUCUACCCGUGCGAUCGCAGGCCUUCUUUUAAAAAACAAUAUUCGUGUAUAUUUUGCAACAAUUCCACGAGAGGUGCUUGUAUAUGUAAAGACUUUGUCGAUCAAAGGGUUAGGUGAUCAAGAUGCUAUGGUACGAGGUAUUAUUGGGAGCGUGAUUACCACAAUCGUUACAAGAGGAGGGUUGGCGGACUGGCCACAGGUUUUGGCUGCUUUAAUGGAGUUAUUAGAUUCUCAGGAUUACAAUGUUGUAGAAGGAGCUUUUGGUGCUCUACAAAAGAUUUGCGAAGAUUCUGCCCGUGAACUUGAUCAAGAAAUUGAAGGCCAGCGACCUCUCAACUUUAUGAUACCAAAGAUAAUUACGUUUUUCGACUCUCCACAUAUUAAACUUCGGGUGUUUGCAGUAUCCUGCAUAAACCAGUUUAUCCUUAUGAGAUCGAAUUCUUUGUUUAUUCAUAUUGAUGCUUUUGUGGCGGCUCUUUUUAAACGGGCCAGUGAUGAAAAUCCAGAAGUCCGUAAAAAUGUAUGUCAAGCUCUGGUAAUGUUGCUUGAAGUGAGACCUGAUAAACUUAUGCCUGAGAUCGCAAAUGUCGUGGAAUAUAUGUUGUUUUCUACACAAGAUCAUGAUGAACAAGUUGCGCUUGAGGCAUGUGAGUUUUGGUUGGCAUUUGCAGAGCAAGAAGAUCUUCGAGAGCAUUUACGUCCUUUCCUACCAAGAAUUGUUCCUGUAUUAUUAAAAUGUAUGGUUUAUAGCGAUAUGGAUAUUUUAACUCUUGGAGGAGAUGAAGACGAUACUAAUGUUCCAGAUAGCGAACAAGACAUUAAACCCCGCUUUCAUAGGGCUAAAACUCAUACUUUUGAACGCACGGAAGCUAAUGGUGGGACUAGUGUUGAUGGAGAUACUUCAUCGAAAUGUUCAGCGGCUGCAUUAGACGUGCUCGCUACUGUGUUUGGUAAUGAGUUAUUGGAAAUUUUGUUGCCUUUCUUAAGGGAACAACUAUUUCACCAAGAAUGGAAACAUCGAGAAUGUGGUAUUUUGGCACUUGGCGCUGUAUCCGAGGGUUGCAUGGAGGGGGUUGAACCACAUUUACAAAAUUUGGUUCCAUAUCUUAUUCAAACACUUGAUGAUUCAAAGCCUCUUGUUCGUUCAAUUACAUGUUGGACUUUGGGUCGUUAUUCCCGAUGGUGCGUUAAUCCUCCUAACCCACAACAAGAUAGACCAAAAUAUUUCGUACCUUUAUUGGAAGGACUUUUGAGAAAAGUUCUUGACAACAAUAAGCGAGUUCAGGAGGCCGCUUGCAGUGCAUUUGCUACUCUUGAAGAAGAGGCCUGUGAACUGCUCAUCCCAUAUUUAGAGCCUAUUCUUCGAAAUCUCGUAUAUGCUUUCUCCAAAUAUCAACACAAGAAUUUACUUAUUUUAUAUGAUGCCAUCGGUACGCUUGCUGAUUCGGUCAAUUCAGCACUUAACAAGAAAGAGUUCAUUGAGAUAUUAAUGGCGCCACUCAUUGAUAAAUGGCAUUUGUUAAAGGAUGAUGAUAGAGAUUUGUUUCCAUUACUUGAGUGCUUGUCAUCUGUCACAACAGCUCUUGGGUUAGGCUUUUUGCCUUACGCACCUCCAGUAUUUGAACGCUGUGUUAAAUUGAUUCAUAACACUUUAAUACAUUAUGAAAUGCAUCAAAAUAAUCCUACUAUGGAAAUGCCAGACAAGGACUUUAUGAUUGUUGCUUUGGAUUUAUUGAGCGGUUUGACACAAGGAUUGGGUUCCGAGAUUGAAAAUUUUGUAGCAAGCUCUCAACCUCCAUUGUUACAAUUGAUGAGCCUCUGUUUAAGAGAUCCUGUAGCAGAAGUUCGACAAUCUGCCUAUGCCCUUCUAGGCGAUCUUUCUAUCGCUUGCUUUUCUCACAUUAAACCUUAUCUCGGUCAAUUCAUGGUCGAAUUAAUUAAUCAGGUUGAUCCGAGAGCUGAACAUGUUAGCGUUUGUAAUAAUGCUGCAUGGGCAGCUGGUGAAAUUGCUUUGCAAUGUGGUGCUGAAAUGCAGCCAUGGGUUCCACCUUUGUUAGAGCGUUUGAUUCCACUUUUAACCAGUGAAACAACUCCUCGAACGCUUUUGGAAAACGCGGGAAUUACCAUUGGUAGAUUAGGGCUCGUUUGUCCGCAAUUAGUUGCUCCUCAUCUAGAUGUUUUCUCCGAGGCCUGGUGCAAGGCCUUGCGAGGAAUUCGUGACAAUGAGGAAAAAGAUACUGCUUUCCGUGGUUUAUGUGAAAUGAUCCAAGUUAACCCAAAUGGCAUUGCAAAGAGUUUUCUGUAUUUCUGUGACGCAGUUGUACAAUGGCAGCACCCACCCACAGAAUUAAAUGAAAUAUUCCGUAAGAUUUUGACCGGUUUCAAACAAAUGAUGGGUCCAAAUUGGGAAGCAUAUACAAGUAAUUUUCCACCACACAUAAGGCAAAGACUCCAUGAACGAUACGCACUUUGA